UUGCUAGAUCAGCUACAAAUUUGAAUUAUACUUAAACAAAUCCAAAUACAAAAUUUUAUUUUGCAUAUAAUUGCAUAUUUUGAGGUUUUUUUAUUUAUUCACAUAUUUUACAACUUUUUUGAUAUUAACUGCAUAUUAGAGUCAAAUGUUAUGUAAUUCACAAAAUAAAUUACUUCUGAAUGUCCUAUUGAUAAAAAAAUAAAACAAUACCAAAUUAUUUAUAGUUGUAUUGGCGGCGCGGCGCACGGCGGCGGCCCGAUAACGGGUAUUCCACAAUAUAUUUUCAAUUAAAUAUAUUUAUUUUUAGAAAAGUGCUGAUAUUUUCUGUUAUUGGGAUUAUUACAAUAACACGAUUAUAGAAUGCAGUCAGUUCGUUAUUUCUCGUUGGUUGGUAUUGUUUGACGUCUUCCGUAGUUCCGCGAGUGAAUAUCGAGUGUCCGCCUUUUUAGAUUAACUUGUGUUAAAAUGCCGAAAGUAAAAACAUCAGUUACCGUUAGAGGUAAAAAUUACGUUACUGAAUUCGGUGAACAUAUUUUCGCGUUCGAUGAGAGUGUUUUAUUUUGCAAGAUAUGCGAAGUCAAGGUAAAGUGCGAAUAACGUUUCAGUGUCACUCAGCACUUAAGUACUGAGAAACAUAUAAGAGCCUCUAAUCGUCAAAAUAAAAAUGCCACACAACAGCUAAUUACUACUCCAACACGAAAAUCUGACUUUUUUAAGGAUUUAUGUGAAGCAUUCUUAAAAUCAAAUAUUCCAUUAGAAAAAUUAGGAAAUCCUCAUCUACGUUUAUUCCUUGAAAAGUACAUAAAUAAAGAUAUACCAUCUGUAUCUACACUGAGAAAAACAUAUGUCAAUGAUUGCUACGAAGAUACGAUGAAUGAAAUAAGAAAUCAAAUACUUAAUAAAAAAAUCUGGGUGUCUAUAGAUGAGACAACAGAUACAGAAGGACGUUAUGUGGCAAAUGUGAUAAUUGGAACCUUACUAACCGACGGACCAGGUAAAAUUUUUUUAAUUGCUUCGGAAGUAUUAGAAAAAGCCAACCACACGACAAUAAGUAAAUUAUUUGAUAGAACCCUUUUUUCUUUGUGGCCAAAUGGAAUUAACCAUGACGAUGUUAUUUUAUUUGUGACCGAUGCAGCACCAUAUAUGGUGAAAGCUGCAAAAUCUAUUCAAGCAUUCUAUUCUAAAAUGGUACAUAUAACCUGCCUCGCCCAUGGUUUGCAUCGUGUAUGCGAGAAAAUUCGUGCAGAAUUUCCAAAAGUUGACGAACUUAUUUUGAAUAUGAAAAAAGUGUUCUUAAAGGCGCCAGCUCGCGUUGAAUUGUUCCGAAGAGAAGCCCCAGAAACACCAUUGCCUCCUUCUCCUAUCAUUACGCGUUGGGGAACCUGGUUAAAAGCCGCAAUGUACUAUUGUGAGAAUUUUAAAGCAAUUAAAAAAGUCGUACAUUUAUUAGAUGCUGAUGAUGCGCUAGCCAUUGGAAAAGUUAAAAAAAUUAUGUCAGAAACAGAUUUAGAAUCUAAUUUAGCUUUUAUUUAUACAAAUUAUGGAUUUCUAACUACGGCUAUUACAUGUUUAGAAACUCAGGGAACUCUUUUAACUGACGCAAUAAAAACAGUGGAGAAUGUAGAAAAUAAAUUAAAUACAAUAAAAUGUUCCAAAGGCAUUACAAUUUAUAAAAAAUUUGAAGAAGUUAUUGCAAAGAAUCUAGGCUUCAAAAUACUAACCAAAAUUUCAAAAGUUAUGCUGGGAGAAGAAAUCACAAUGGAUAAUUUACCUGAAGAUAUUUCUUGUGAUGAUCUACUAUAUUUCAAAUACGCACCAAUUUCUUCGGUUGACGUGGAGCGGAGCUUUUCGGUAUACAAAAAUAUGUUGGCAGACAACCGGCGGUCAUUUAAAUUUGAAAAUUUAUCAAAGUCGUUGAUUGUAAAUUGCAAUAUUUAAAAAUGUAUAUUAAUUAAUAAUAUUUUUAAUUACCUGUCAAAGAAAUUUGAAUAAAAAUCGUAGUAGUAUAAUAAUGUUUUUUUCCUUAUAUUUAUAAAUUUAAAAAAAUAAGGGCAUAUUUAAGCGCAUAUAUCACGAUUUUUAAGCGCAUAAGUGCAUGCAUAUUUCGGUAGUUUUUAGUGCAUGAACUUCCGGGCCCUAG
Messenger RNA from Rhopalosiphum padi (bird cherry-oat aphid), 2140 nucleotides. RefSeq lists its product as uncharacterized. The record is from RefSeq and is a predicted model, not a curated record. Bases 871 to 1938 code for a protein of 355 amino acids. NCBI's taxonomy places the organism in Eukaryota, Metazoa, Arthropoda, Insecta, Hemiptera, Aphididae. The transcript has a single exon.